CCUCAAGGCCAACUUCCAGGAAAAGCUAUCCAAAACCCGAAAGAGUACCACCAAGCUCAAAGUAUUACCCUUCGCAGUGGCAGAAAACUCCCAUCUCAAACAGGACCUACUGCAAUCACUGUGGACAGUGAUGAACAAGAUGGGGAGGACUUCUGUGAACCAGAGAUUCAAGCUGAGCAGAAGGAAGAGGAAGACAAGAUCCAAGUUCAACCAGAGUUACAAGCUAAACCCUCGACUGAAAAAGCAACAGUUCCUGAAGCAAAGAAGCCAGUGUUCAUCCCACCUCCUUACAAACCUAAACUUCCAUUCCCAGGAAGGUUCAAGAAAGAGGUUGUGGCGAAGUACAAAGCAAUUUUUGAUAAACAAAUGAAGGAGAUCGAAGUGAAAAUGCCUUUACUCGAUGUUAUUGCUCUCAUACCUCAGUCCCACAAGUUUUUGAAAGAUCUGGUAAAUGAAAGAAUCAAGGAGACUCGGGGGAUGGUGGUACUAACUCAUGAGUGCAGUGCUCUCAUACAAAGGAAGGCUGUCAUGGAAAAGCUCGGUGAUCCAGGAUGCUUCACUCUGCCAUGCUCCCUUGGUCCAUUCGCUUUCAAUAAUUGUCUCUGCGAUCUUGGAGCAUCUAUCAGCUUGAUGCCACUCUCCUUGGCUAAAAGAUUAGGAUUCACGAAGUUUGAACAAUGCAAUAUCGCUAUGAUUUUGGCUGACAGGUCUGUGAGGUAUGCUAAUGGUAUCUUAGAGGAUUUACCUGUCAGAGUUGGAGAUGUGGAGAUUCCUACUGACUUCGUAGUAUUGGAGAUGGAUGAAGGACCAAAGGAUCCUCUGCUUUUGGGAAGGCCAUUCUUGGCAACAGCUGGAGCAAUCAUUGAUUGCAAGAAAGGUCAGAUAGAGCUAAACCUUGGUAAGGACUUCAAGAUGAACUUUGACAUUAAAGAUGUCAUGAAGAAGCCUACCAUAGAAGGGCAACUGUUCUACAUAGAAAGGAUGGAUCAGUUGGCAGAUGAGCUACUUGAAGAGCUCAAUGAACAGGAUCAUCUUCAGAGUGCUUUGACAAAGAAUGGUGAAGAUGGGUACCUACACUUGGAAACUGAAGCUUAUCAGAAGAUUUUGGACUCUCACAAAGAGGAAGAAGGAUCUGCAGUCUUUGAGGACUUGAAAGCUCUACAAGCAGUGAAUGUCAAGUGUGCAGACCAAGCAGAAAAUCAAGGUUUGAUGCUUUCACUCGACCUGCAAAGCUCUACAAGCAGUCCUGCGCCUGAUGACUGGACUGAACUCAAAGCACCAAAGGUAGAACUCAAACCUCUACCAAAAGGGCUAAGGUACGCUUUCUUAGGCCCUAACUCUACUUACCCUGUCAUAGUAAAUGCUGAGCUUAGCCAUGAUGAAUUGGAAAUGUUGUUAACUGAACUGAAAAGGUUUAGAAGGGCAAUAGGGUAUUCACUAGAUGAUAUUAAAGGGAUUUCUCCUAGUCUAUGCACACAUAGGAUUCAUCUUGAAAAUGAAGCAUACUCUAGUGUAGAACCCCAGCGUAGAUUAAACCCAAACCUGAAGGAGGUAGUCAAGAAAGAAAUCCUUAAGUUGCUAGAUGCUGGUAUUAUCUAUCCUAUCUCUGACAGUACAUGGGUUUCACCUGUACAUUGUGUUCCUAAGAAGGGUGGGAUAACUGUAGUGAAAAACGAAAAAGAUGAGUUCAUCCCCACUAGGACCAUUACAGGGCAUAGAAUGUGCAUAGACUAUAGGAAGUUGAAUGCUGCAUCUAGGAAAGAUCACUUCCCAUUGCCUUUCAUUGAUCAAAUGUUAGAAAGAUUGGCUAAUCAUCCUUACUACUGUUUCCUUGAUGGGUAUAGUGGAUUCUUUCAAAUCCCUAUACAUCCAAAUGAUCAGGAAAAGACCACUUUUACUUGUCCUUAUGGCACAUUCGCCUACAGGAGAAUGCCUUUUGGUCUUUGUAAUGCACCUGCUACUUUUCAGAGGUGCAUGACCUCUAUUUUCUCGGAUUUGAUAGAGGAGAUGGUGGAGGUGUUCAUGGAUGACUUUUCUGUGUAUGGCUCCUCCUUCUCCUCCUGUUUGUUGAAUCUGUGCAGGGUACUUACCAGGUGCGAGGAAACAAACUUGGUGCUGAACUGGGAGAAAUGCCACUUCAUGGUCAGAGAAGGAAUAGUCCUUGGGCACAAGAUUUCCGAGAAAGGGAUAGAGGUUGAUAAGGCCAAAGUUGAGGUUAUGAUGCAGUUGCAACCCCCAACCAAUGUGAAAGAUAUCAGAAGUUUCCUUGGGCAUGCAGGGUUUUACAGAAGGUUUAUCAAGGAUUUCUCCAAGAUAGCCAGACCUCUUACCAGGUUGCUCUGCAAGGAGACAGAGUUCAUCUUUGAUGAUGAAUGUUUGGAAGCCUUCAAGCUUAUCAAGGAAGCUCUGAUAUCUGCUCCAAUAGUCCAAGCACCUAACUGGGACUAUCCUUUCGAGAUCAUGUGCGAUGCUUCUGAUUACGCAGUUGGAGCUGUUCUGGGACAGCGAAUUGAUAAGAAGUUGCAUGUCAUCUACUAUGCAAGCAGGACCCUUGACGACGCACAAGGAAGAUACGCCACCACUGAGAAGGAGUUGCUGGCAGUAGUGUUUGCAUUUGAGAAGUUCAGGAGCUACUUGGUUGGUUCAAAAGUGAUUGUCUACACGGACCAUGCUGCACUGAGGUACAUCUACGCAAAGAAGGACACCAAGCCUAGACUUCUGAGAUGGAUACUUCUUUUGCAAGAGUUUGAUAUGGAGAUCCUCGAUAAAAAGGGGAUUGAGAAUGGAGUCGCUGAUCACCUCUCAAGAAUGCGGAUUGAAGACAUGGUCCCCAUUAAUGACUCAAUGCCUGAAGAGCAACUAAUGGUGUUUGAGACUCUGAAUAAGAGUACAUACGCCGGGUUAGAGUUGGAGAUGGUUGAAGCACUGUCACUGAAGGAAGACAAGUUUCCAUGGUAUGCAGACCUUGUCAACUACUUGAUCUGUGGAGAGGUUCCCAAGAGUUUGGACAGCUACAACAGGAAGAAGUUCUUCAGAGAUGUCAACCACUACUUCUGGGAUGAGCCUUACUUGUUCAAGAGAGGGUCUGAUGGUCUGUUCAGAAGGUGUAUAGCAGAAGAGGAAGUACAGGGUGUGCUUGAGCACUGUCAUGGGUCAACGUAUGGAGGACACUUUGCUGCAUUCAAGACGGCCUAG
This is a messenger RNA of Camelina sativa (false flax), 3195 nucleotides long. The record is from RefSeq and is a predicted model, not a curated record. NCBI's taxonomy places the organism in Eukaryota, Viridiplantae, Streptophyta, Magnoliopsida, Brassicales, Brassicaceae.